This is a messenger RNA of Egretta garzetta (little egret), 4695 nucleotides long. RefSeq names its product adenylosuccinate synthase 1 (gene ADSS1). Gene Ontology annotation, molecular function: GTP binding; adenylosuccinate synthase activity. The transcript is spliced from 14 exons. The record is from RefSeq and is a predicted model, not a curated record. The coding region runs from base 1 to 1494 and encodes 497 amino acids. Gene Ontology annotation, biological process: 'de novo' AMP biosynthetic process; IMP metabolic process. Gene Ontology annotation, cellular component: cytoplasm. Lineage: Eukaryota; Metazoa; Chordata; Aves; Pelecaniformes; Ardeidae.
AUGUCUCAUCAAGAAUCCUAUCUGCACCAAAUCAUCAACAUCUUCCUGGACAUUAUUAAAUUUUGUAAUAUGGCGCAGCAGCACCCUGCUUUUAACAUCACGAAUCUCAGCAGGCCCAUUAUCCCCAUUGUUCAGAACUACCCUCUCCUACCAUUGCGCUACUUAUCAAAUCCCAGAAAUGUUCUUCCACCAGGUGGAGAGAGCAGUGACCUAAGAUGUGAAUGUAUAAAUAAAAAAGAUGAUCUCAUCAAAUCUGCUGAGAGUUCAGAGCGGUGGUAUAAGACCGUUAAUUUUCUGGUGUUUCUGUUGCAGGGUGGGAAUAACGCAGGCCAUACUGUGGUUGUUGAUGGGAAAGAAUAUGAUUUUCACCUAUUUCCUAGUGGCAUCAUUAAUCCAAAGGCAAUUUCUUUUAUUGGUAAUGGAGUGGUUAUACAUUUACCAGGCCUGUUUGAAGAAGCUGAAAAGAAUGAAAAGAAAGGUUUAAAAGAUUGGGAGAAAAGACUGAUUAUAUCAGAUAGAGCACAUAUAGUGUUUGACUUUCACCAGGCAGUAGAUGGACUCCAGGAAGUGCAACGUCAAGCACAAGAAGGAAAAAAUAUUGGCACAACAAAGAAGGGGAUUGGACCAACAUAUUCUUCCAAAGCUGCACGAACAGGCCUUCGAAUUUGUGACCUCCUUUCUGACUUUGAUGAAUUUUCUUCAAGAUUUAAAAAUCUGGCACAACAAUACAAGUCAAUGUUUCCCACAUUGGAAAUAGAUAUAGAAGGACAAUUGAAGAAGCUAAAGGGGUAUGCUGAAAAAAUAAGGCCCAUGGUUCGAGAUGGCGUGUAUUUUAUGUACGAAGCUCUUCAUGGCUCCCCAAAGAAGAUCCUUGUUGAAGGAGCCAAUGCAGCAUUACUUGAUAUUGACUUUGGCACGUAUCCUUUCGUGACUUCAUCGAACUGCACUGUAGGCGGUGUAUGCACCGGGCUUGGUGUUCCUCCCCAGCAUGUCGGUGAUGUGUAUGGUGUGGUGAAGGCGUACACUACUCGGGUGGGAAUUGGAGCCUUCCCCACUGAGCAGAUUAAUGAAAUUGGAGAGCUCUUACAGUCCCGUGGCCAUGAAUGGGGAGUAACUACAGGCAGAAAGAGACGCUGUGGCUGGUUAGAUCUUGUCAUUUUGAAAUAUGCUCAUAUGAUCAACGGAUUCACUGCUUUGGCAUUGACAAAACUGGAUAUUCUUGAUGUCCUUGAUGAGAUUAAAAUUGGUGUUGCUUACAAAUUGGGUGGAAAAAGAAUCCCCUAUUUUCCAGCUAACCAGGAGAUACUUCAGAAGGUGGAAGUAGAGUAUGAAACAAUGCCUGGGUGGAAGACUGACACAACUGGGGCACGAAAAUGGGAGGACCUCCCACCCAAGGCCCAGAAUUACAUACGCUGUGUGGAGAACCAUGUUGGAGUGCCAGUUAAAUGGGUCGGAGUUGGAAAAUCAAGAGAAUCGAUGAUCCAGCUAUUCUAAACAAAUGAAGAACUACAGUGAUGAGAAGCACAAUUCGGCGUUCAUCUGUUCCUCUUUUGAAUGGAGAUGCUAUUUAAAACCAACAUGUUUUUCUAGGAAUUGAAUCGAAACAAAACAUAUAUUCUUUAUUGUAAAGUUUUAUUUAUCUUUAAGUUCUCAGUAAAUUUGGUGUAAAAUCUCCUUGGUGGCCAUCAGCAAAAAAAAAUUAAAGUAUUUUUAACAAAAUAAGGAAAAAAUAUUUUUUUAAAUUUGAGCCAUUCUACUGUUUGAAAGUAUUUUACAUCCCUAUAGAAUUAUUUCUUCUUGAUGAAACCAGUAUUAAGCCUUUUCCAGUAGUUACUGGGUAACUUUAGAAUUGUGAAGCUUGGAUUUGUUCUUCAACUUCCAAAUGUUAAAAUGUCUUUGUAUCUGGGUUGGCAGUAAUAAGACAGAUAACCGUGUACUUAAAAUUGGUUGGAUUAUACAGAUUCUCAGUUUCUAAAACACAGUGAAGUUAAGUAGGUAUUUUUGACUGCACGAAGCAAAGCAAACACAAUUAUCUAUAAUUUUUAUAUAACAAUUUUUUUAAUAGCCCACUAAAAUGAAUGGAGAGCAGCUAAAGUAGGUUUAUCACAGAGCCUAUUCUAGUAACUGAGAUGACAUCUGUAGAGGGGCCAAACUGGAGAAAGCUGACCUGUCUAAUAAUUCUUUCUAAUACCCUGUGUACUAACAGACCAUCCCUGUGGACACUGUCAGAUGUGCAGCCUUUUUCUUACAUGGCAGGGAAGGAGUGAAGGUGGAAGGAAGAGUCCUCAGGCUACAAAACACAGGGGGAGAGUGGAGCCGAGACAGCACACUGUGGUUUUUAUCAGUGAACCAGAGAAGCUUCUUCCUGCUAAUGCAGCGAUUGUAAUUUCCAAAGUUUUACUGUGGUUAUCUGUUGAGGAACUUGGGACUUGCAGUUCUGUCAGGCAUGCUCACUUCCACAGCUCCUAGGUUUCCAAGAAUAAAUCAAUGCAUGACUUAAUGAUGACUGCUGCAGUAUUUACACCCCUCACACAUUUUUGACCUUCCUCAGCAAAAUGUAAUGCCUAUUUAUAGAAGGGGUUGACAUGUGGCAGCCGGGGUUGGGACAUGUAGAAGCCAUGGAGAGAUCUCGGAAUCUUCAAGAAUACACUUGGAUUUCUUUAUGAAUCUUCUAAUUUAUAAUGGCUAUACUUCAAGAGCUCUCAAAAAAAGGCCUACCUCUCGUAGAGGAAAACGAAUACACUAGAAAUGGAGUUAUUCCCCAACCGCAGAAUUUUCUGUGUAAAUGUUCCUUUUCUAUGUAGUCUGAGAGCUAUAAUAAUAUUUUUUGUAUCAUUCCCAGGGGCUGUGGAAAUGCCAUCACAACCCCAGUGAUACCAUCAUUUUGUAUCCUUGGAGCUAUUCUUCACAUCAGAGAGGUUUUUCUUUUUCCCUCAUCUAUCUGGAGUAUCUUGUGUCAUACUCAUCCCCUUUGUCUUUUCUCGCUCAAUAUUAAAUAGUGGUUAAUGUUCGAACCCAUUUGUGUCAAGAAGCAAUUACAAAAGCACCAGUACAAGCACUAAAUUUAACUGUUCACGGACGUAUCACUGCUUGUAGGGCAGAAUUUUUACACCCUCUGGCUGCAGUGCAGUCUCUUUGUACCCCAGUUCAUCACAGACUGUGGCUUUAUGCUACAACCAAAUACUUUUUAUUUAAAAAAAAAAAAAAAAGCGAGCCCAAAUCUGUGAAUCCUUAAUUCAGCCACAACUCUUUUGUCAAUCUUUGGCAAGUUGUUUAAUCUCCUUGCUACUGUUUUGCAGUCUGUAAAAUGGUGAUUAGGAAUACUGCCUCACCUCUUACAAACCGUUUUUUGGAGGUCUGUGGGUCGAGCCCUGCAGUCCUUGCUCUGACACUGAUGAGGAAGCUUUCCCUGUCGACUGUAUGGGUGUUCUAAUGAAAGAGCUACAAGAUUUCUGACCCUACUUCAUGUUUGCAAAGCACUUCUGAAAGGUGCUUGGUAAGUGCUAAUUACUACAAGCACUGUCAAAGGCGCCUCAUUUAUAUGAGGUCUUUUAAGCAUAACGAUGCUUGGAGAUACCGUAAUUAAGCUUUGUUUUCACAUGGCUUAACCUUGUGACAUUUGCCUACUGGAUGAUGCAGGCCUGUUCCUUUUCUUGGCCUCAUCAUCAGCGCCUUUGUGUUACGAGGCUGCCGCUACAUGUAAGCUUUGGUUGAUACGUAGGCAAAGUCCACGGUGACUAACGAGCCACUGGGUGUGCUGAAUAACUGGGUUAAAUGAUCAACUCUAAAUGAGGUAUUUGGCGUAUUGAAAAAAAUGAGUGUUUAUAGUUUAAUUUCCACAGGAUUCCUUUCACUUGUUCACCUAAUCUUUUUAUUUUCUAUUAAGUAAUUUUUCCAUUGUCUCCAUUAGAUCCACGUUGCCUGUCUUUGCAUUCAAGGAUUCAUCAGAAACCCAGUGAUGUUGUCAAUGGGCGUGAUGUAAUAGGCAAUUAUGCUGUGACUUACUCUGUUACCAACAAAUAAUUAAAUGCAUUUUGUUUAAUUUCAUAGCAUGGAUUUUUUUUCAAAUGAAAGUUCUACUCCUAUUGACUUUCAUAUGUGUUGUCAUUGAGUUAAAUGUGAGUAACUUCAGGCUUUUAUUGAAAAGCUCUGCAAUCUACCGAGUGACACAAUGCUUAAUAAGAACACUUUUAUGUAAAAUUGCUUUCAUUUUGGCCAUUUCCCUUGUGUAUUAUUUUGUAUUGUUUGGAGUUUCAUUUUCAUAACAAUCACUGUGAGUACAUUAAUAUCUUCUUUCUCCCCAGCCAAAUGCAAUAAUAAUGACUAAAACUGGUUGAUGCAUCAUCCUGUUAGAUAUCUGGAUGGAAGACUAAGGGUAAACCUCUACUAAAAUGGCAUAAGUUGUGAAGAUUAGGGUUUUUUAAAAGCAGCCAUUACUGAUUCGCUCAUGCGCGUUACUGUAUUUAACGUAUUUUCUCACACUUACCCUUACAAGGUGGCCUUCAUAGUCAGGUGUACGCUUCCUAACACAUGCAGUAUAAGAUUUUGAAGCUUUUGUCAUUUUUAAUUUGGCUAUGUAUGGUCUUACAGUUCUGGCAUAAUGCACUUUGUAAAAGGAAAGAAAAUUAAGCAUUUCCAUUGUAUUGUGCAAACUAUACUUACACCUUAUGCAGGUUUUUUCAGAUGAAUUUUGGU